Molecule: messenger RNA, 1805 nt
Organism: Mesoplodon densirostris (Blainville's beaked whale)
Lineage: Eukaryota; Metazoa; Chordata; Mammalia; Artiodactyla; Ziphiidae
Gene: C10H6orf47
Product: chromosome 10 C6orf47 homolog
Exons: 1
Coding region: 827-1720 (297 amino acids)
Source: RefSeq, a predicted model, not a curated record
CCCGGUGCAGCUGCUUCCGGGCUCUGCGGCUCCGGGCGGAUCCGCGAGGCCGCGGUCCGGACGCUGGGCCCGGGAGGGGCUGCAGCGCCUGGACGCCUGGCUCCCCAGGCAGCCUCGCGCUUUGCCUCGCAACCGGGAUCUCCGAAGACAUCUCCGGCCUAACCUCGCGGGGACCGAGCCUCAGCUGCGUGCUCAGGGGCCGGUGGGGCCACUUUAUAGGGUUCAUAGCCCUCUGAGUCAAGGGACGAACGUUGCUGGCUGGAGUUUGCCGGAUACCUCUUCCCUCACUCACCUAACAGGAGACUUCUUCCUGAGCUGCCUUAGGGCAGCAGUUCAGGACUCUCCCGCUCCGAAGCACCUAGGACCCAGGGCCACCUUCCUUCCUUCCUUCUUGGAUGGAGACCCUCCUCCCCCGUUUCUGGGGCACCUUGGGGCGUAGCCUUGGUGAGUGAAACUUGGGGUGCUGCCUGCUGGGAAAGAAACCUGGAAAUCAGGGAGGACACUGUGGGGGUGACCCAGGCUUUGUCAGAUCCUGAGACUUGGAAUCUUGUGUGCUGGGUGGUGGUGGUGAAUGAACUUGGAUGUGCCUUUCUUUACCUCAAAACCGUAAAGGAAACAAGCCGCUUGACACACUUGAGGCUGCAUGACCAUCCAGGGAAGUGGGGAGCCACUUCUGAAUUCAGAGUAGGACUCACCAGAAGAUACCUGUUCUUCUGAGCCUGAACAGACUGUGGCUUCUGAGGAAACCCUCAACCCCCAAACCUGAGAGUCUAAGCAGUGCCAGGAAGCAGCCCCAGAAUUUGGGGGCUCGUUACACACCCCAACCAUGUUCCUGCGACAGCUUGGUGGCUGGCUACCUCGCCCCUGGGGCCGCUGGAAAUCAACGAGGCCUGACCUGCCCGCCCCAGAACCCAGACGGAUGGACAGCUCCUCUGAGAAUUCAGGGAGUGACUGGGACAGUGCCCCAGAAACCAUGGGAGAUCUGGGGCCUCCCAAGACCAAGGACUCAGGUGCACAGAGGAGCUCUGGGGCUGCUCCAGAACCGAGCACGGAGUCCCAAGUUGAGCAACUGGGGUGCAAACGAAUGGAUUCUCUCAAGUGGGACAAGACCGUCUCUAGCACUCAAGAGUCUGGGAGAUUGGAGGCUGGAGAGACCAUUCCCAAACUAGGAUGGGAUCCUGUGGACUCAGGUGGCACCAGGAAGCCUGGUGUGUCCCCUGAAGAGGGACUGAGCCCCCCUGGGCCUGAAGCCCCAGCGGAGAAGCCUGGCCAGCGUCAGAAGCUGCUGGGCUGGCUGCGGGGGGAAACAGGUGGGGGAGCAGGGGCUCCCUACCAGUACCUGGGGGACCCAGAGGAGUGUCUGCAGAUCUCCACCAACCUGACCCUGCACCUGCUGGAGCUCCUGGCCUCAGCCCUGCUAGGGCUGUGCUCGAGGCCCUUGCGGGCAGCCUUGGACGCGUUGGGCCUGCGUGGACCGCUGGGCCUCUGGCUGCAUGGGCUACUGUCCUUCCUGGCUGCCCUGCAUGGGCUCCAUGCUGUGCUGAGCCUACUUACCGCUCACCCCCUGCACUUUGCCUGCCUCUUUGGUCUUCUACAGGCCCUGGUGCUGGCUGUCAGCCUCCGGGAGCCCAGUGGGGAUGGGGAGGCCACUGACUUGGAGGGCGAGAAGUUGGGGAGGGAGGGUGAGGAGCAGAGGGGAGACCCAGGAAAGAGGCUGUGACCACGGGGUGGGGUGUGGCCCAGCGUCCCACCCUCAGUGGGUUGGGAGCAAGGGUGAAGAUAGUGUGGGGGCACGAUCCACAUUG